Manis javanica (Malayan pangolin) is the source of this 1280-nucleotide messenger RNA. RefSeq names its product lysine-specific demethylase 4D-like. Gene Ontology annotation, biological process: chromatin remodeling; regulation of gene expression. Gene Ontology annotation, cellular component: chromatin; nucleus. Gene Ontology annotation, molecular function: histone H3K9 demethylase activity. NCBI's taxonomy places the organism in Eukaryota, Metazoa, Chordata, Mammalia, Pholidota, Manidae. The record is from RefSeq and is a predicted model, not a curated record.
UGGAAAACCCGGCUCUACAGUUCACCGAUCUAUGGCGCUGACGUCAACGGCUCCUUAUUUGAUGCAAACACUAAGCAGUGGAACCUCAGACACCUGGGUACCAUUCAGGACCUGCUGGAGCAGGAGUGUGGGGUGGUCAUUGAAGGCGUCAACACACCCUACCUGUACUUCGGCAUGUGGAAGACCACAUUCGCAUGGCAUACAGAGGACAUGGACUUGUACAGUAUCAACUAUGUGCACUUCGGGGAGCCCAAAACGUGGUACGCGGUGCCCCCAGAGCAUGGCUGGCGCCUGGAACGCCUGGCUAAGGAGCUCUUCCCAGCCAGUGCCCACAGCUGCAGGGCCUUCCUGCGGCACAAGGUGGCCCUCAUGUCACCCACUGUCCUCAGGAACAACAGGAUCCCCUUCAGUCGGGUCACGCAGGAGGCUGGCGAGUUCAUAGUCACAUUUCCCUACGGCUACCACGCUGGCUUCAACCACGGCUUCAACUGCGCAGAGGCCAUCAACUUCGCCAUGCCGCGCUGGAUCAAUUAUGGCAAAGCGGCCUCUCAGUGCAGCUGCGGGGAGGCCAGGGUCAGCUUUUCCAUGGAUGUCUUUGUGCGCACCCUGCAGCCCGAGCGCUAUGAGCUCUGGAAGCACGGGCAGGACCGGGCGGCGGUGAACCACGUGGCACCCGCGGCCGCGGGCAGCCAGGAGCCGGGCACCUGGAAGGAGUUGUGGGCGACCGGGAGAGCCACGCUGGGCCUCCGGGACCUGCCGCCCCGCCGCUCACUGAGCCCUGCCAGGCAGGUGGCCGCGGGGCGAGGGGGCCACCGCCGCGCCCCUAGGCUGCCCGCGUCUCGGCGCCACGUGUGGGCCUCUGAUCCUCCCUCUGCAGCUCAGGGCAGGGAUGCCACUUGUUGGCCCCCGGAGCACAGCUCAGCCCUGCUGACAACCUCGGGCCCAUCCGACCUGGGUCUCCACCCAACUGGCAGUCGGGGUCCUGGCCGUCGUCCUCAGGAGCAGGGGACUCAGGAGCUGACUGACCAGGUCCCAGCCAAGAAGCGCCUCUUGCUGAGCACAGCAUGCGCAGCUCAGGAUCCCGGUGCUCAGGCCCUGUCUUUGGACGGACCCUCACUGGACAACGCUGCACCGCCGAGCCCUGUGUCCCCGCAUUCUGCUAAGGCUUCCGGGUGCUGCUGUGUCCCUGCACCCUGAGCCCAGGGGAUGUUUUGGUAGCCUGCUACUCUGACGCGUGGAGGCUCCCUAAGACUGGGCACGUGUACACCUCAGAACCUUCA